This is a messenger RNA of Beta vulgaris subsp. vulgaris (sugar beet), 1444 nucleotides long. RefSeq lists its product as uncharacterized. The record is from RefSeq and is a predicted model, not a curated record. NCBI's taxonomy places the organism in Eukaryota, Viridiplantae, Streptophyta, Magnoliopsida, Caryophyllales, Amaranthaceae. The transcript is spliced from 3 exons. The coding region runs from base 161 to 1354 and encodes 397 amino acids.
AAACCAAAAUAAGAACCUCUCUCUUUCUAAAAUUCUCACUCCUGACUCUCCCAUCAUCACCCCUUCCCCCGCUUCCUAUACAUAUUCCCUCAUUUCCCUCUCUUUUCCUUCACUUAUCUCCAUCUCCUCCCUUAUCUCUCUCUUCCCAAGAAAAACAAAUAUGGCAACAAAAUAUACACAACAAAUCAUAACAGAAAAAAAGCCCAAAAUGCUGAAAGAAUUCCUCCGAGAUUAUACUAAUUAUAACAAUAACAAUAAUAAUUCCUGUUCAAACUCUUGUUCUUCCAGCGGAUUCAAAUCAUUCCCUCGUACUAAUUUUAAUUUACCGAAUAAUUCCGAUCCAUCAGUCCAGAACUUUCUAGAUCAUCAAGCCGCAGAAACCGCCACGCUCCCUAGAAGCCGAAGCCGAUCACGAGCCGCCGCUGAAGCCGCCUUCUCUUCCUUCCAGAAGCUUCUUAACGCCGUUAAAUCCCUCCAUUAUUCUCCCACGCCGUCAACUUUACUUUCUAGAAAGUUCUUUGGGUUAGUAAAAAAGAGAUCAAAAUCUAGUGAGGUUAAAAUUAUGGUGGUCAAGGUUAAAGUCAAAGAUAUCCUACGGUGGAAAUCAUUUCGUGACUUGAUUGUUGAUCAAUCACAGCCGUUAGAUGAUAUUGUGGGACCCACAGAGGAGGUUACUAUUGGUUGUUGUAGUAGUAGUAGUGAGAAUAGUGAACAAGGAUCUUUAGAAAGGGUUGACACUGAUUUUACUGUUACUGAGGGAGAGGAAUUACCGUGUUGUUUGGGUGAUUUGGAUGACGUGGAGGGUAAAAAAAUGGAUGAAGUCAUAGCAUCGGAUUCUCAAGUGGGACCCAAAGAGCAGGAUAAUGAUAAGAUUGCAAGUGAUGAAGACGCGGAGCAACAAAGCCCAGUUUAUGUUCUUGAUUCUCCCUUUAGAGAUGAAGUUUCAGAUGAAGAGUUUCCCUCGUCCUUCGACCGAAGUUUGGCUAAUAUGGAAAGAUCAAAGCAAAGGCUUCUUCAGAGCAUCCAAUGGUUUGAAAGCCUUGCUGGUGUUCAUGAAGAUGAUGAAACAGAAGCAAUAGACGACGAGGAAGCUAAACAAGAAGAUCACGAGCAACGAAGCGAAGAUGAUCAUAAUGUAAUUGAUGUCAAGAGCAAAGCUUACAUAGGAAAGGAAUUAUGCUGGUUUAAAAGGGGUAGAGAAAGUUUAGUGCCCAAAAUAGAGUGUAUUACAGAAAUGGAGAAGCAAGGGAAAUGGAGCAAGUUUGAAGAAGAUAGAAAGGAACUAGGAGCAGAAUUGGAGAUUGAUAUGCUGAGUGAUUUGUUGGAUGAGGUUUUGGUUGACUUAUGUGGAUGAGAAAAUCAAAAAAAAAAAAAGGUGUUGUAAUGAAUUAAAUGGAUUGUCAUCGUUUAGUUUGUUACUUGUGCAUAAGUGAUUAAGAGUGAA